GCUGUUACCUCGGGUUCCAUCAGUCACUGACAAAUUCAAACUGCGUUAGUGCUAAUUGUGUUCAAGCAGUUAAUGCCUCAGAGUGUUUGAAUCUGAACCAACUAACCUGGAGAACUCAGAACUAGUAACAAGUACCCAAGUCCCUGUGGAGGAACUGAUGACAUAACACAGUUAUGCUCUGAAGCAGAUGUUCUCACAGGUUGUUACACUCAUUUGAACUAUUUGUGUUGUUGUUGCAGCUAGUUGCGUUUGCCAUUCCUUAAAACCAGAUAUUUUUAAAUAUAGAUUUUAGACCUAAAUUCAAUUGGAACAGAGGGAUCUACAUUUGUAUUCACUAGAGAGGAAAUACAAGCAAAACAAACCACCAACGGUAUGAAUAUUUGACUGUAAAAUCGAUACAGUGCUGCAGAAUAUCAAUACGUAGCCUGAAAUGAAAUAGCGUGAUAUAUCAAAUAUAUAUUGAAACAUAUAUUUGUAAGCCACAUGUCUAGUGUUGAGGAAACCGGGGAUUUGUUACGUCAAACUCACUAUAUAUGUACACAUUAGCUAUUAAUUGGCAUUGUGAAGUAUUUCGAAAAGAACCUUUAGGUUCGACAACAAGGUUGUUGAAAUUCACCAACGUUGAUGUUGUUGUUUGUUUGUAACAGCAGUGAUAAUCAAUGGCUAUAAAAAAGGGGUUGAAAACAGGCCGUCAAGGCACCGUGGCCCCUCUCAAACAAUAAUUUGUCUGUUCUCACCGUGUCAACUUGUGCAGCUAUUUGUCGAGAGCACUUGUUUUCAUUGCCCUUAGCACUUCCUCUGGACACAGUGAAUAGGGCGGGUAUAUGGUAAUGAUCCCUUUAUUGGAUCCCCUGUGAGAUUCUAAUCCUCUGAAUUGAUAGACAAAUGAAUAGCAUCCUCUCUGCGUCGCUCAUCUUGUGUCGAACAUAACUGAAGGGCCUCCACUCAGGCGGCAGCGCUCAUUGUUCCAAACUAUCAAACACCCAUUAGGCCCAGUGCCAGUUGUCCGUCAACUUUUGACACAACCCGCACCACAUCCUGUCAGGGUGUCGACGCUGAGUGACACCUUGAAAGACAGCGUCUCAUUCUGCUGCAUGAGUGCCUGUUUUUUUUUUGUUUUUUUUUGUAUUAUUGAUCUCUCAAUUGCACCGCUUUUAUGGGGAGGAGGGGGGCGCUACCUUUUCCUUAUUGUAUACUCACUUCCUCACUUUCUCAUUGCUCCUUUUGUCGUGGAUAAACAUUAGCCAUAUGGUGGCAAACAGGCACAACAAUACGCGCAGCACAACAGAGGCGAGGGAGGGAAGCGCUUGAAUUUGAAAAGGACGUAACUUUGUGAACAUGUCGCGAACGAGGCGUAGGAGGAGGGCCUUGGCUCGCUAGGCCUCUUGGUGUGACAUGGAAAGAAGGGUUAGCGUGUGUGUGUGCGGUGGUAGGUGGAUGGAGGGGGUUCGUUGUGGGGGUGUUAUUGGCAAUGUCAGGGUGUAGAGACGUACGAGGAUUUGGAAGAGUCAAGUGCCGCUGAAAGGGAAGUUGUUGGUGGUCUGCAGAGUUGCGGCAGCUGCCUCUGAAAACAAACGGAGGAAAUAAGAGAGACAGAGAGGUGUUUGGGGGUGAGGGGGUGGAGGUACAGGGGAGUCCAGUGGAAGGCACAUGGGCUCCUAACUCACAGUUUCCCACUUUUUUUGUUUCUGAACUUUAAUCUGUUGGGAGAAAGAGUUUGGGAGAGAGGGAGAGAGAAAACACUUGGCUGUGGCCCACGGGUGCUUCAGACCUCACCCCUAUUUUACUAGGGCCAGCUAAAGUAGAGGGUUCAACCCCCGCCACCCCCACCCACCCCGGACCCCGCAAUCCUUCCACCCCCAUCAUCGUCCCUCCUCUAUCCCCUUCGCUAACUUGCUCUGUAUUCAGCCAAGGUGCUGGAGUGACAACGAGCCAUUCAUUGUGGAGGUGGAGGGAAAAGACUGUGCAUCUCUCCUGUGUCUGUUUUGGUCGAGAGUUGGGAAAAAGCUGGGAGGUGGAGGACAGUAAACUGGGAGGAAGGGGAGUCAAGGAAGGAAGAUGCAGGAUGUACCUGUUAAUUAAACAGAACGAUGGGUUAGAAAGAUUUUUUUUUUAAAAAAAGGAGUAAGAGGAGGCAAAAAAGAGGGAGGGGGCGAGUAAAAAGUAACAGCGCAAUGGAGGGAGGCAGGGAUGGAGGGGAGUCAGAGCUGGAAUCUGAAGGAUGGGAGGGGGAGAGAGAGAGAGGGGCGAGUGAGGGAGGGGAGAGAGAGUGGGCUACCAUGCCGAAUGAGUAAGAGAGGCGGAGAGGAAGCAGAACUCCAUCAGAUGAAAUGAGGUGAAAGUAAUUCAGGCAUUAAUCAAGCCAGGGCAAAAGGGAGGGCAUACUGUGUGUUUCUGCCCCUUCCCCUCUCUCUCGCUGCGGAACUGAAAAGCAAGGUGUGAAUGAAGGAGCCCACAGUGGCCAGCAGAGAAGCACCACUGGGUCACAGCAUCAAAUCAUGUCUGAGUCCAACACCGCUGCCGCUUCAGCAGCAGACCAGAAUGGAGCGGUUCCAGGCGAACCAGUGAAGAGCGAUGAAAACUCCCGGAGAGGAAAUUGGGGAAACCAGAUUGAGUUUGUCCUCACCAGUGUGGGCUACGCCGUGGGUCUGGGCAACGUCUGGAGGUUUCCCUACCUCUGUUACAGAAAUGGAGGCGGUGCCUUCAUGUUUCCCUACUUCAUCAUGUUGGUCUUCUGUGGGAUUCCUCUCUUCUUCCUGGAGCUGUCCUUUGGUCAGUUUGCCAGCCAGGGAUGUUUGGGAGUCUGGAAGAUUAGCCCUAUGUUCAAAGGUGUUGGUUAUGGCAUGAUGGUGGUGUCCACCUACAUUGGCAUCUACUACAACGUGGUCAUCUGUCUGGCCUUCUACUACUUCUUCAUGUCCAUGACCAACCUGUUGCCUUGGACCUAUUGCAACAACCCCUGGAACACGCCGGACUGCAGCGGCGUGGUGAGCAGCGGGCACUACCUCAACAACAGCCUGGCGAACAGCACCAGUAGCCUGAUGUCUGGGGUGUCGGAGGUGGUGAACCGCACCAAGAGGACCAGCCCCAGUGAAGAGUACUGGAAACAUUACGUACUGGACAUCUCUGAUGAUAUUGGAAACUUUGGGGAGGUCCGUCUUCCCAUCCUGGGCUGCUUGGCCGUGGCCUGGUUGGUUGUUUUCCUCUGUCUCAUCAGGGGAGUCAAGUCAUCCGGAAAGGUGGUGUACUUCACGGCCACAUUCCCUUAUUUGGUCCUGACCAUCCUGUUCAUCCGUGGCAUCACACUAGACGGUGCCAUCAACGGCAUCAAGUACUAUCUGACUCCACAGUGGCACAAAGUUCUGGAUGCAAAGGUGUGGGGAGACGCUGCCUCACAGAUCUUUUACUCUCUGGGCUGUGCCUGGGGUGGGCUCAUUACUAUGGCUUCCUACAACAAGUUCCACAACAACUGCUUCAGAGACAGCAUCAUCAUCAGUAUAACCAACUGUGCGACCAGUGUUUACGCCGGCUUUGUUAUUUUCUCCAUCCUGGGCUUCAUGGCCAACCACCUGAACGUCCCCGUGUCAGAGGUGGCUGACCACGGUCCAGGGUUGGCCUUUGUGGCUUACCCAGAAGCCCUCACUCUGCUCCCUAUCUCGCCGCUGUGGUCGCUGCUCUUCUUCUUCAUGCUCAUCCUUCUAGGACUGGGAACUCAGUUCUGUCUUCUGGAGACAUUGGUGACGGCCAUUGUCGAUGAGAUCGGCACAGACUGGAUCAUGAAACACAAGACUGUCGUGACUCUGUCUGUGGCCAUCGUUGGAUUCCUUCUGGGAGUCCCCCUGACCACACAGGCAGGAAUUUAUUGGCUCCUCCUCAUGGACAACUACGCCGCCAGCUUCUCCCUAGUCAUCAUCUCCUGCAUCAUGUGUGUCUGCGUCAUGUAUAUUUAUGGUCACGUAAACUACUUCAAGGAUGUUGAGAUGAUGCUGGGCUUCCCUCCUCCUCUCUUCUUCAAAGUCUGCUGGAGAUUCAUCUCCCCUGUCAUCAUAUUUUGCAUCCUGGUCUUCACUGUGAUCCAGUACAAGCCCAUCACCUACAAUGACUACGUGUACCCUGGCUGGUCCCUGGCCGUUGGGUUUUGCAUGGCUCUGUCAUCCGUGAUCUGCAUACCCAUCUACGCCCUGUACAAGAUCUCCAGGUCACCAGGAGCCACCUUCAGAGAGCGCUUGAAGAACGCCUGUCGAUGUGAUCCAAAGUGGGGACCCGCCCUGCGGGAGCACAGGACAGGCCGCUACGCCCCCAUGGCCUGUGAAGAGGUGGUGGAGUCUCGUCCCCUCAAGGAGAAGGAGGAUCUGAAAGAGGAGGAGAAGGGGAGAAGAGAUGAAAUCAACCUGACCACCCACGGAAGCAACGGUUCCACCAACACACACAACAACCCCAGUGCAUAGACCACACUCACCCACUCUGUCUCCACCAUCUCCUCCUCUCCCUUCUUCUCCGUCCUCACCCCACUUUCCUGCAGUCCUCUGUGGGGGAGAUCCCAUUCACUGGAGACCUUUACAUAUUGUAAGGGCUUAUUAUAUGGACCCUAACCUCUGCUCUCUGUCUGUGUCGUCUCUGUAGAAAAACAAAAACACAAUUAAAGGAAGAAAAACAAAAUGUAGUUCAUCGUCCAAAUGAUUAGGUGUGUUUGCUCGUGUGGAGUCAGAAACCAUGAGUGAGUUCUUCAUUUGUUGUUUUUUUUUCCAAACAUAAUUUAAUAAUGCAGUUUUAAUUGUUGUGUCAAACUGGUGUGUGUGUGUGUGUGUGGCCUGCAUAUAGAGUUGGAGGUCUGUGGACUGUGAAGCUGCAUGCGUUUGUUUUGGUGCAUGUGGCCAUGUUAGAGACACACACUGUUCUUGGUUCUGUUAGUCAGGUCUGUUUGGGAUUUGGUGACACUGGAGUGGCAGUGACUUAACGGCUGUUGUGAGACAUGUAGUGGUGCUGUAAUAUAAAGGAGAAAGAAGGAGUAAGAGGAAGGAGGAGAGAGUGAGGUGUUCCCAGACUGACCUCUGAGGUGACACAAUAACCCCAGGGUCAGGAAGGGAGGCAGAUAAUGUGGUUCACCCCCGUACACUCACACUUUUGUACAUUCUACAGCACACAGUGACCUCAACCGUAGUUGAACUCAGCCUCAGACUAAGCCUGCUGUUUUCUUCUGCUGCUUUCGUCCUUUAAAAAACAUAAACAUGUUCUACAAAGCACAAACAUUUUACAACCAGGAAGGCGAAUGACAAGUAGGGCUGUUUGUCUGUGAAAACAAAAAAAACAACCAUUUUUACAUUUUUUACGUUUUAACUUUUCUUCACUAAAGAGGCGUCCGUGAACUUUAACUGUACUGUAACUCUCUGGCUGACGUAUAUAUUCACAUAAUAUAUGUGAAUAUUUUCUUUGACUGAAGGGAUCCCAUCGUCAUUUCUCAGGGUCCAGCAAACUAAAAUAGUUUUUUCGUCGAACUUCCUCAUCGUCUUAUAAUUGGGAGUGAAAAUGAACACACGUGCUAUCGACAUACAGUCAUUAAUAAAAAGCACAUGGAUGCAACUCUAAAUAUAGAAGUGCCAUCUCACCUUAAGUCUUCCAGGCAUUCCUUUUUUUGAGUGAAAUGCAUCAUGGGACAUAGUCUGUCCACAGAUGUUUUGGCCUAAGAGAGGCAUUAGCUAUUACUGUGAACAUUACUUGCACAAGGGACUGAUCUGGUGUCAGUCUUUUGUAACAUUGAAUCUAUUCAUGCUUGUUUUGUUACUCUGAGUGGAGCUCAUAGACAGUAUAUAGGAAAUGGACACAGUAACAGGACCACAGUCUGAGGCACAUCUGCUGUCAGCUAGGCCUAUGUUUUUCAUUCAAAAUAGAAUCUAACAAAUUGAAAGUGUAAGAAAACUUUAUUCACUGAGCUGCAGGCAGCACUGACUGAGCCUGAACGCCACUCAGCCAUAGAAACACAUGAUUAAUGUCUGGAGUUUCCUGACGCUAACAAAACUACUCAAGAUCAAAGCAAUCUGCUCACUCAGCACUUCUCAUAGACUGCGCCCACUCUGGUUGAAUGGAGUACUACAACAGUACUGCAGUAGUUCUGUUGUACUUUUAUUCACUGGCCCUGUGGUUUUUUUUAUUUUUAUUUCACAGGUUUUUAAGGCUGCACUCAUUAAAGUUCUCCUGUAGAGGGCGUGUCAACUGUAAUGCAUGAGGGAGAAAUGGAAAUAAUUGGAAUUUAAAUUAUGAAACUGCUGGGUUUUUGUUUUUAAUUGUGGAGUAAUACCCAGACUAGAAAAUAUAAUAUUUUAUUUUAUUUUAGCAAAUUUCCCUGAGUAUAUGUUCAAAUUUUGGUAUAUAAAUGACUUAAAUAUGUUGUUAUUGUCAGCAUAUAGGGCUGACUCGCCCCCUAGUGGUUCUUGAACAUGACUUCUUUGGUCUAGGUGACAAUGUCCAUUUCUUAUAUAAAAUCUAUGACGGAGGUGAGUUGUGAAGGAAGAAAAGAUAAGAGCAGAGAGAGGGAUAUAUAAACUGAUUAUAAGAGAAUGACUUAGUUUUAAAUGUAGGCGUAUAGAAACAAUCCCUCCAUAGAAUUCUCCCCUUUACUCUCAUUAUUGUAAAGUAGCUUAGUAAAUAAACACAUUAGUCCAUAAAGACAUAUUAGUAAAUAUACACAUAUGCUCUGUUGGUGAGAAACUACUUCUUUCAAUUGUGUAUUCUUACCAAGUGAAAUGGCAAAUAAAGAUCUUAUAUGUUUAUUUUGUACAAAAACGUAACAAAAACCCCCUUCAGACUCAUGACUAACCAUGUUUACCAUUCCUCACCUGUGUUGGAGGCAGCGUUGUUGUUGGGAUGUAGAGAUGAUGCAGAGGAUUCAGGACAGUAGUGCAGAGCCGUGACUUUAUUCUGCUCGAUGGAAGACAUUUUAUCUCGUCACAGCAGCUGGGCAGCAAGUUCUCCAGCGCCACAGGGUGGUUAGACAUCAGCCUGUGUGGAAGCACAGCAUGUGUAGGGAUGAGUGUCAGUGUUACAGUAUGACUCCAUCAGUGCAUGGUUUUUAUACAACAACAAAAAAAAACAUUUUCAGGUUGGUUUAAACAUAUCAUAUAAACAUAAAUGUAUUAAAAGUUUAAGCACAUCAGCCAAACAACAGUAAUGGAAUAAAAGUAGUGAUAAAGUAAAUAUUAACUUAGCAGUGAAUCCUGCUUGUACUGUGGCUAAUGUUUUAGCACAGCAUCACAAACACAAAGCACAGUCAUUCGUUCAAAUUGAAGCACAAACUGUAACCGAGGCGCGUUCUCCAGCUGCUGUUUCUGUUUAUAUACUGUGUUUAUAUAUAUAUACAUAUACAUAUAAAUAUCAUCUACCAUGCUACCGUCCCUCUGUGAGACCCUGACCCUCUCCAUCUCUGCAGACCCCUGCCACGCUUCCUCCCUUUGUACAGUAAUGUAAAAAACUUUAAUCAGACUGUGUGUGUAUGUGUGCGCGCGCGCCUGUGUGUGUAUUGUUUUGAUUUGUGGAGUGGGGGCAACUGUGUGUUUGAGUACAGGAGGACGGGCUUUUUCAUUUUAUUUUUGAAUUGUAAUUUUUUUCCCCCUCUGGCAUUGUAACAUAGUAGUCGAUGACAGUGUACUGUGUACUCUCUGUGUAGUGGAUUAGCGCUAACUGCUGAGCCUGUGUGUAGUCACUUUAAAUGUCAGUGUACCUCUAAUCUAUCAGAACUAGCCUACUCUGCUAACCAUAGUCUGUCUUUUAAGAAAAAAAGUUUUUUGUACUAAAAGAGAAAGGAAAAAUGAUUUUAAUUAUCUUUGCUCACAGUAUGGUACUGUUUGGUUUUGUUUUGGACCUUGUGUUCUUAGUAAGCAUUGGGACGAAGCCAGAUGAUAAUGAAAUCAUUGCCAAACACAAUAAAAAGAAAACAUUGGGACUGAAACUGGAACUACAAGAGAACAAGUCAUUUCUAGUCUGAGCUCUGUAUCGACAACACAUUUACAUCAGUAUUCAUGGCUGUAAAUACAUGUUGAAAAAUACUUAGUUUGCAUGGAAAGAAGUACAUAAAAUAAACUCAAAACUGAAAUCACUCCCACAGUUUACAUAUACAUAUAUAUAUAUAUUAAAUGGAUGUUGUUUCUUAGAAGCACUCUGUCAUGGCUAAAGGGAAGCUCCAGAAAACACCUGGAUGUUCCUUCUGUUAGCUUCACAAGUUGUUACAUAAACCAGAAAGCUAAUGGAAAAAAGGAGAGAUUUACAUUUACGUCUCCGGAAACAUUUUCCUUGAGUGUGUUAUAGGUGUUGAACAUCCUGACCAAAAAAACCUGAUUACGAUAAACUUCUUCAAACACAGUUUGCUAACUUGUUAGAAAUUUAGUAACAAAGACGGCUGAACGGCAUUUCCUUAAUUAAUGCUAAUUUUGCCUAGUAACAGGAAGCCUCUGAUGUCGAAGUACAUUAAAUACAUAUAGGUCUGGAGCACUCUGAGCGGUGUAUAUAAGAUUAUUACAAAGUACAAGACCUUCUACGGCUCCCCACAAACUACAGAAUUCUCUCCUCAAUCUCAAACCUCACAGUACUGUCGAUAUAAUCCAGAAUAUACAUUGUGUACUUUCAAAUAAAUGAUUCAUCUAUUCAUUGUCAAAGUUUUUAGAGUUCUGGUGAAAAUGUCCGAGCAUCAGUGGACAAACAUUGCUGUGUUGUUGCUUUGCCUUUGUGGAAUGUUCUAUGGGACAAGUAGAGAUGACAGAGGACAGAUCUUCUGGUACCUUCUAUCAUCUCUCUCUCUCUCUCUCUCUCUCUCUAUCUAUCUAUCUAACCAGUCUGUUCUUCCAACAGUAGAACUCGCCAAACUCCAUGGAAAUGUCUUAGUCCUGUCAGCUGUGUAUCGUAAAACUGUUGAAUUACAAAAAUGGUAAAUAAAUAAAAUCUAUUUUAAA
This is a messenger RNA of Cynoglossus semilaevis (tongue sole), 8939 nucleotides long. It is a transcript of the gene slc6a9, whose product is annotated as solute carrier family 6 member 9. The coding region runs from base 2499 to 4448 and encodes 649 amino acids. Gene Ontology annotation, cellular component: plasma membrane. Gene Ontology annotation, molecular function: amino acid:sodium symporter activity. The record is from RefSeq and is a predicted model, not a curated record. The transcript is spliced from 13 exons. NCBI's taxonomy places the organism in Eukaryota, Metazoa, Chordata, Actinopteri, Pleuronectiformes, Cynoglossidae. Gene Ontology annotation, biological process: neurotransmitter transport; nitrogen compound transport; amino acid import across plasma membrane.